AUUGUAGCGCGUGCGCGGCUUAUACAAAUUGCAAAGAAAUCUUUCACUUUGAUAGACUUCGUUUUCUGAUAAACGUAUAAACAUGACAAGUGCUAAUUUUCCAUUAAUGAUGCUGAUAAACGACACAGAUUGUGGCAUUUGUGGAAUGAUGGGACCACCACCAGACUCAAUACUCUACAUACCGCCACCACCAAUACCUCUUUUUCUUCAAUAUGGAUCCGAAAUUGUUGGGGAAGGUAUUCAACCAUCACGUCUUAAUAAAAGUCUCUGUCGUCACCGCUGUGACUGGAAAGUUGAUGGAGUUCAAUACGUUGAAAUGCCACAACAAGGAACACUUUUUGAUGACACAUGGCUAUUGAUUCUUGUCAUGUCGUGCCUUUGUAUCAUUGUCAUUAGUGUUUUGUUAGCAACCUUGUUGCUUCGCUGUAAAUUUCGAAGUAGUCAGAAAGGAGGUGCGAUAUCUUUGCCAGCAACAACAAUAUCACAGCCAAAAAACAACCGUAUACAAAGUGAAGCUGUUUUGUAUCCAUGUACUGCUGAUAGUUUGCAAGAUAGCAGAAUCAUGUGGGCAACAUUGACACCACGUGGUACAACGCGACAUUAUUUAGAGGACCAUACUUAUGAAACUAUUGGUAAUAAUGUCAUGACACCAAAACGCACCUAUCCAGCUCCUGGACCCAUCGAAAAUAUUUAUAUCGAACCACCGAUAGUAUCUCAAAUUCCAACAACUCCAAAAGAUGAUAUCGCGUUUGAUAACACUGGUUUCAUUGAUUACGAAGAACCAUUGUCAAUGCAAGCUGAAUACUUCCAACUCAAUGAUGUCUUGGAACCAAUUGAUUCUGAUAUUUAUGGAUUGCAUCGAGAAACAACAUUUCGUCCUCACGUCAGUUCACCGACUAGAAUAGAGCAUCCAAAUUUACCACCAUUGAAUCUUUAUCCACAUAAUACGAGAAGUAUUCGCAAGGUUUCUGGUAUGCAACAGAUCAGCGUUGACCCAAUGCUUGGAAGUAGUCACUCGACGACAACGUAUACACCAAACAUAUAAAUUUUUUUUUAUAUAGUUCUAAGGCAAGAAUGAGCUUUUUUAUUUAUUUAUUGUUUAAUUAUUUCUUUGUUUUGGCACAUAGUAUAGUAGAGACAUAAUCAAUACAUUUUUUACAAUAAUAUAUCAUAAUUAUUACAUCAAGUAGCUUGAUAAUAAUGAAUCAUUUUAAUUGCAUACAAUUGAUGUUUUAUAAAAUCAAGUAUGACAAGUUACUACAUAUAGUAUAUUGUUGAACAAACACAAUACUAUACUAUAACUAUUAUAUAAAUCUCUAGGUGAUUAAUCAAUAAUAGUUAAGUCAUAAUUUAAUUAUUUUUCUCAUGUAACUCCAAUUUUACCUUUCGAUCGUAUUGAGUUAAAAAGACUAGAAAUGCAAGAAGACGAACUUGCUAUUUCAACGUGUGUAUAAGUGUAUGACAUCGUGUCGAUAAUAAAAUAAUUUCAACCAUCUUGAAGCCCUCCAUGGACUUUAAUAGUAGUUGAAUCCCAUGUAGACUUCCAUGAUUUAUCCUACACACAGGCCUACUACUAUCUACUAUUCGCACUGUUUAAUGAUUGUUAAUAUUACAGGUAUAUUAUAAAAAUAUUAUUGUAUAGUAUAUAAGAUUGAUAUAUACCAUAUAAUAAAUACGUAUUUAUUAUAUAGUAUCUCAACAAAAAAAAAAAAAACAAAGUUUUUUUCUACAAAAAAAGUGUCAA
Molecule: messenger RNA, 1744 nt
Organism: Aphidius gifuensis
Lineage: Eukaryota; Metazoa; Arthropoda; Insecta; Hymenoptera; Braconidae
Exons: 4
Coding region: 83-1045 (320 amino acids)
Source: RefSeq, a predicted model, not a curated record